Cydia strobilella is the source of this 555-nucleotide messenger RNA. RefSeq lists its product as uncharacterized. NCBI's taxonomy places the organism in Eukaryota, Metazoa, Arthropoda, Insecta, Lepidoptera, Tortricidae. The record is from RefSeq and is a predicted model, not a curated record. The transcript has 4 exons. The coding region runs from base 53 to 496 and encodes 147 amino acids.
GCCAUUCAUAAUUAUUUAGUUCGAAACUUCUUUGAAGUAAAAAAAAAACAAAAUGGUUUCCAAAGCUGUUAUUUUUGCGUGUGUCGCGUUCGCCAUUUUUGAUGCUAGCACAGCCCAGUGCAUCAAGAACUUCCUCCCAGGGUGCAGCUGCGGUGGCGUGGACGUCAUCCAAAACCAGGUCCUCCUAAACCAGCCAGGUCUCCUAGCUGGUGGUUUGGUUCAACCUGGUUUCCUGGCUCAACCUGGUCUACUGGCUCCUGGUAUGGUGGCUGGCAAUGUGCUCCCUGCACUAGCGGGUGGAGUUGUGGGCCCUUGUGUCAACGGACUAGCAGCUACUAACAUCAUUCAGGAUAACACCGUAGCCAACAACCUGGCCAACACCCUCCAGCUUCUCCUGGUCUCCAACCUGCUGUCCAACACUCUGCCCAACACGCCUGAUGUCCUGUCUGUACCUGCUGUCAGUCCUUAUGCCGCGGGACUGUCUUACAUCUGCUAGGUUUAAUUAUUUUUGGGCUGUUUUUUUAAAUAAAGGAAUUUAUUUUAUACCGAAUAGUG